Messenger RNA from Colletotrichum truncatum, 3039 nucleotides. Its product is annotated as glycoside hydrolase family 35 protein. Gene Ontology annotation, cellular component: vacuole. Gene Ontology annotation, biological process: carbohydrate metabolic process. Lineage: Eukaryota; Fungi; Ascomycota; Sordariomycetes; Glomerellales; Glomerellaceae. Gene Ontology annotation, molecular function: beta-galactosidase activity. The record is from RefSeq and is a predicted model, not a curated record.
AUGAGAUUAUCGGUUCUGCAGAUCUUCUCAUUGGCUCUUGGUUACGCAUUUGCUUACUCGGGCGCCAUCGCAGGCCGUCCAUCAUCCAUAAUUGUCGAUGCCCACAAGAGGGAACGGCUUCAGGAUGUCGUGACAUGGGACGAGUACUCACUCUUCAUCCGUGGAGAGCGGGUGAUGAUCUAUUCCGGAGAAAUUCACCCAUUUCGCAUACCCUCACCAUCUUUGUACCUGGAUCUCUUCCAGAAGGCCAAGGCUCUCGGCCUCAACACGAUAUCGUUCUAUGUCGACUGGGCACUGGUAGAGGGGAAGGCAGGCAACUUCAGCGCGGAAGGAAUAUUUGAUCUUCAGCCGUUCUUUGAUGCUGCGACCAGAGCGGGUAUCUAUCUCAUUGCGAGACCAGGGCCGUACAUAAACGCUGAGGUUUCAGGUGGUGGCUUUCCCGGAUGGUUGACAAGGCUUCAAGCUCGGUUGAGGACGUCGGAGCCUGAGUUCCUUUCCGCAACGGACAACUAUAUGGCAAGGGUUUGUGACAUAAUUGCCAAGGCACAAAUCACCAACGGAGGCCCGGUCAUCCUGUUCCAGCCAGAGAAUGAGUACACCAAUUUUGAAAAAGAACGGAAGCCUGAUGGCGAGUACUUUCAGUAUGUCAUCGAUCAAGCCCGAAAUGCCGGCAUUGUUGUUCCGAUGAUUAGCAACGACGCCAGGCCAGAGGGCCACAAUGCUCCUGGGAUGGGCAUUGGGUCUGUCGACAUUUACGGUCACGAUGACUACCCACUGGGAUUUGAUUGUGGGCACCCUGAUGUGUGGCCGGCUGACAGACUUCCCACCAAGUACCGCCAACGACACCUGCAGCAAAGCCCCGACACUCCGUACUCAAUAUUAGAGUUUCAAGGCGGAUCUUUCGAUCCAUGGGGCGGACAAGGUUUCGAGCAGUGUGCGGCCCUUGUAAAUCAUGAAUAUGAGCGGGUAUUUUAUAAAAACAACAUGGCAGCUGGCGUAUCCAUCUUUAAUGUUUAUAUGCUGUUCGGCGGGACGAACUGGGGCAACCUGGGACAUCCUGGAGGUUACACUUCCUACGAUUACGGAGCGGCAAUCAAAGAAGACAGAAGUCUCACAAGAGAAAAAUUCUCUGAGCUCAAGCUCCAGGCCCAGUUUCUAAAGGUUUCGCCUUCAUACUUGACAGCACGGCCGCGCAACAUGACCAGGGGAUUCUACAGCACAAACACAAACGUGGUCGUGACUCCAUUAUUGGGAAAUAACACAGGUUCAUAUUUUGUCGUUCGACAUUCGGACUAUAACAGCACGGCCACUACGUACUACACCCUGCGACUACCGACAUCAGAGGGUGUCAUUGCCAUUCCUCAGUUCCCUAGCCAGCUUCAAAUCGGUCGUCGCGACUCCAAAAUUCAUGUGGUUGACUAUCGGGUUGGGAACAUGACUUUGCUAUAUUCGACGGCAGAGAUAUAUACGUGGAAACAGUUCCCAGACAAGACGGUCUUGCUAGUUUAUGGAGGACCUGGUGAAAUCCAUGAGAUGGUCAUCAAAACGACAGCAUCCCCCUUGCUUAUCGAGGGUUCAAACGUUAACCAAAAUUACUUGAACGGAAACUUGAUGCUAACGUGGCGGACGUCAACUAGUCGCCGCGUUAUACGGGUUGGCCAUCUUUAUGUUUACCUGCUGGACCGAAAUUCGGCAUAUAACUACUGGGUACCAGACAUGCCUGGAAAAGGUGGUCAACCUGCAUACGGGACGUCGCUCAUGAAUCCUGAUUCACUUAUACUUCGAGGCGGCUACCUUAUUCGAUCCAUAUCAAUUCAGGGCGAAACCCUCAAGAUACGGGCAGACCUCAACCAGACGACAGAGCUGGAAAUUAUCGGCGUGGGCCCCGGGACUACAAAGCUGGAGAUGAACGGCAUCUCAAUCCAGUACAUGCAGAACAACCUCUCCAACUGGGUUGCAAACACAUCUCUUGUGGAUAACAAGCCUGCUGUGCCAGAGUUGGCCGCACUGAGAUGGGUUUACAUGGACUCUCUCCCAGAGAUCAGCCCAGGAUACAACGACUCGGCCUGGACGAUUGCCAAUCACAACACAUCCAACAACACAGUCGCCAACAUCACCACGCCAGUCUCUCUCUUCACCUCAGACUACGGCUUCCAUGCUGGUACCAUAAUAUUUCGCGGCUACUUUACCGCAAACGGUACAGAAAAUACGUUUAAUAUCACGACCCAGGGUGGAUCGGCCUUUGCAAGCUCCGUGUGGCUCAACGAUACCUUUCUCGGCUCCUUCUCCAACGGCCCAGACGCCUCGGGGGAUAACAACGCGAAUUACACCCUCCCGGAGCUCACCGUGAACGCGACUUACGUGCUCACCAUUCUCGUAGACACAACAGGACUCGAAGAAAACUUCAUAAUCGCCACUGACACGAUGAAAAUCGCACGCGGAAUAAUGGACUACAGCAUCACCUCGCCAUCAGGCUCCCAAACGAACAUCACGACGUGGAAACUUACAGGAAACCUCGGCGGCGAGGAAUACGCUGACCGUUUUCGCGGGCCUUUGAACGAGGGAGGCCUUUUCUUCGAGCGCCAGGGCUACCACAUCCCCUCACCCCCUUACUCGGCUUUCACCCUACGGUCUCCAUUCGAUGGCACCAACGCACCGGGGGUAUCGUUUUACGCGACAAAUCUCACGCUAGACCUCCUCGCAAGAGACCUCGACAUCCCACUAUCAUUUGUCUUCGACAGUAUCACCACCGAUAGCGGCACAAUAGGGGCUUACCGUGCCAUUCUCUACGUCAACGGAUUCCAGUAUGGCCGGUAUGCAAGUAACAUUGGUCCGCAGACAAGGUUUCCCGUUCCAGAAGGUAUCCUCCGUUACCAGGGAAACAACUGGAUCGGCCUCGCGGUUUGGGCCCUUGAGAAGGGCGGGGCAAAGGUGAAGAACUUCCGGCUCGAGGUCGAUGGCACACCCGUCACGACAGGGCGAGAGGACGUCGAGAUUGUCGAGGGACCUGGGUGGACGAAACGAGCCGGGGCAUAUUAG